Closterium sp. NIES-67 is the source of this 703-nucleotide messenger RNA. NCBI's taxonomy places the organism in Eukaryota, Viridiplantae, Streptophyta, Zygnematophyceae, Desmidiales, Closteriaceae. The record is from the annotation of a GenBank genome assembly.
UGCACUGAGGCAGGUCGCCCUUGUGAAGAACAGGGUGCUGGCUACAGUUGGAGAUAAGGAGUGGAUCCCAUAUGUCAAGUGGUAUGGGAGUGCUCCAACUGUGAACAUGCUGAGGGCAUUUGGGUGCAUGGUGGUGUUUCAUGUGCCUAAGGAGAAAAGGGGGAAGUUGGAGGCUUCUGGAAGAUGGGGUGUGCACUUGGGGAUUGCAAAGGAUCACAAGGGAGGCCUUGAAUGGACCAAAUGGGGAGAAGUGGAAGGCGAGUGAGGAUGAGGAGUUCGGGUCCCUAAUUGAGAACGAGACAUGGGACCUGUGUGACUUGCCUCCUGGAAAGAAGGCAAUCACUUCCAAGAUGAUCUACAGGCACAAGUAUGGACCUGAAGGGGAGCUGACCCGCUACAAGUCUAGGCUUGUGGCACGGGGGUUUCAGCAGACAAAAGGGAAGGACUAUGAUGAGGUGUUUGCUCCUGUGGGGAAAGGAACAACACUGAGGGUGCUGUUAGCGAUAGCUGCACUCCUGGGAUGGAAGAUACGGCAGAUGGACAUUGUGACUGCUUUUCUGAAUGGGAUCAUUAUGGAGGAGGUGUACAUGAAGCAGCCAGAGGGGCUGGAUGACGGGAGCGGCAGGGUCUGCAGGCUGAAGAAGGCCAUCUAUGGCCUUAAGCAGGCGCCUCAUUCUUGAACUUUGAUUGAACUCUUGAGAUU